Podarcis raffonei (Aeolian wall lizard) is the source of this 3183-nucleotide messenger RNA. It is a transcript of the gene LTB4R, whose product is annotated as leukotriene B4 receptor. The record is from RefSeq and is a predicted model, not a curated record. Bases 316 to 1410 code for a protein of 364 amino acids. Gene Ontology annotation, molecular function: leukotriene receptor activity; complement receptor activity. NCBI's taxonomy places the organism in Eukaryota, Metazoa, Chordata, Lepidosauria, Squamata, Lacertidae. The transcript is spliced from 2 exons. Gene Ontology annotation, biological process: complement receptor mediated signaling pathway; phospholipase C-activating G protein-coupled receptor signaling pathway; inflammatory response. Gene Ontology annotation, cellular component: plasma membrane.
CUACCUCCAUCCCUCUCACUUCUUCACCUUUCCGGCCCGGUGGCUAACCCCAUUGCCAGAACUGUUUCCUCCCAUCACUUACUCAACUCUUGUGAAACUUGUCAGUUCACUUCCUCUUGGGGGGUCCGUGGAAGCCAUUAAGAAAGAAAGCGAGGCAACAAACAAACAGACCCACAUUCACCACCUCCGCUAGUGGUGAUAUGCAAAUAUAGAAACGAGACGAGCUUCGGGGCACAGACGGCUGGAGAAGUCGGUGGCAGAGAGAUUUCAAAGUCCAAAAGGUUCCUCCACUGCUGUCUGCCACCCAAGAGGACCAUGAGCGCUUCCAACAUCACCCAGAAUGCAACAUCAGCGCUAUCGCCCUUGCCAGGCGCGGUAGUUGGCCUAACUGUGCUCUCUCUCGCCUUCAUUCUGGGCUUCCCUGGCAAUGCUUUUGUGGUUUGGAGCGCAGGCUGUGUUGUCCGCAAGCGUACGGUCACGUGCCUCCUCAUCCUUCACCUGGCCAUAGCUGACUUGGCAGUGCUGCUCACGGCGCCCGUAUUCCUGCGAUUUCUAAGCGCUGGGAACUGGGAACUCGGCAAGGCGGUCUGCAAAGCCUGCCAUUACAUCUGUGGGGUCAGCAUGUACGGCAGCGUGUUUCUCAUCGCCCUCAUGAGCUUGGACCGCUGCUUAGCUAUCUCCAAGCCCUUCAUCUCACAGAAGAUACGCACCAAACGUACCACAUGGCUUCUGGUUUUGGCAAUUUGGGUGGCUGCUGUUUUCUUGGCCAUCCCUGUACUUUUCUACAGAAAGGUGAUUUUUUGGGAAAAUAGGUAUAUUUGUUUAAUCCUUCACCCCACAACCAAUCAUUUGAUCUUCCACAAUCUCUUCGAAACCAUCACUGGGUUUGUGGUGCCUUUUGCUGCCGUGCUCUACAGCUAUGGAACCAUUGGCCUACGGCUGAAAGAGACCCGUUUCCGUCGGAAACGCCGUACAAACCACCUCAUUGGACUUAUUGUGCUGGCCUUUGCUAUUUUCUGGCUCCCUUAUCACACGGUGAACCUUCUGGAUGUGGCUGCUGUGUGGAGCGGCUCUGAAAAUGUAAAAGAAGCCGCUAAGAUGGCUAGGCCGACCUUGGUGGCUCUCGCCUUCUUCAGCAGUAGCGUCAACCCCAUCCUUUACGCCUUCAGCGGCAGCUCUUUCAUUCGGUCAGCCGGCUUUGGAUUCAUGGCCAAACUCUUUGAAGGAACUGCCUCAGAAGUGUCCAGCUACAGGCGUGGUACCAGUCGGGACCAUCAGUACCAGGCAGACGCCAAGUUGGCCACCUUAAAUAAUGUGAGUCCCGAGUCUAUGACCAUGUCUACUAACCCAGUGGAGAAUGGAUCAUCUCGAGAACAUGAAGAUACUUUUAAACCUCUCAAGUCACCUUGAAAGCCUACUGUUUUGUGGAGUGGCGUGGAUUCUGUGCAUGCACAAAUGGAUUGUCUGACCCAUCGUGGUUUCAUAUUGCGUGCUAGAAAUGGCCUCUCUUUCCAUCCCUCCCCCACCCCGUUACCCUUUAUCUGAGAUACGCAGGUCCCACACAUCUGUAAUCUGCUGUAUGGCAUGAAGAUUUCAUUUGGAGGCACACAGCUGUCGUAUUGAGAUUUCCCUCAAAGCGCUCGCUCUCAGGCCUAGCAACCAGCUUCCUCAAAAUAUUGCGCACCCAGCACCUCAAAACUGUGACGCCCUAACUGAAAAUGCAUUACAGAAACUACAUAGAGCUUUUUGAUUAUUCAGUACAAACAUUUAGGCACCAUAAAUGGACACUGUUUGGUUAAAAAGCAAGGUCCACAGGUAGCCAAAGAGAGGGCAUUGAACAUAUGGAGUGUCUCACAUACCACAUUAGCCCACCUAAGCAUCUAAGGGUUGUAGCUAUACUCUAAGUUAGAGUAGACCCACUGAAACACAGGUGCCUUAAUUAGCCAUGCUCGUUUAUUUCAACGAGUCUACUCUGAAUAUGACUCAAAUUGGUCACAAACCCGAAUUGCUGUAUUGGCACUUCCUCUCUCUUUGUGCAUGCUGAAACCUGGCCUCCAAUAUUUUAAAAGUUUUUCUUACCUCACAAAAUAUGCUUCAGUUUUUCUAUCUCAUCCUCAGGGUGCUUUAGAAUUUGAUUUCAGUGGGUAUAUGACGGGUCAAGCUUACCUUAGCAGUGAAAGGUGAAAAGAUGUAUUUGUGGGUAGUAUUAACUAAGCUUUACUAAGAACAGACCCAUUAAAAUUAAUGGACCUAAAUUAGGCAUAUUCAUUAAUUCCAGUGAGUCUAUGCUGAAUAAAAAUUAGGUUUGUUUGAUUUACUUCAAUAAAAGCUUUUUUAAAAUCAUCAUCAUCAAUUCAAUAGGCAUAAUAGAGGUACAAAAAAAUCAGUGCAGUACAUCCGAUGGAGACUUAUUAUUUCAAACUUGCCAUAUUUCCAAAAGUGAAAAUUCGGACACAAAAGUUGUUUCCCUGUACAUUUCAGCUGCUUUGCAAAAAUUUCACCCAGACGCCAUUUUUGAAAGACAAAUCCCAGCUAUGUCUGGGAAAUAUCGGGUGUAUAGCAGCCCCAGAAAAUACUCAAGACCAUUAGGAAAACCAGUUUUCCCAUUGUACCACGGAGAGGGAGUCCUAUGUGCCUGUAUUUGUUGUGUAUAAGGCGAAAUCAGGGGACUGGGAGUUUGCACUGCCCUGACUGUCUCACUUCCUCCCUGUUUUCCUUCCUCAUAAGCAACAGUGAUGCACCUGCCCAGAAUUAUGCAUAGUUCCACCUGGUGAGCCACUUCUGCUUUGCACAUUUAGAGGAAAGCCUAGCUGAGGACAUCACAAGGCUUUCAGGAAACGCUGGCAUCUGGGAAGGUUAUAGAUUGCAGAUCACCAGAGAGUGGAUUUCUAGAAUGAAAGCAGGGACAUUCACAAGCAGCCCUCCGUCCCUUUGAAGUAGGGAUGGAUGGAACCAUUAAUUUCGGGUCUGUUUUCAGUUUUACAUGUGCUAAUUCAUAAAUCCUUUCUAUGCUGCAUCUGCAUCAAUCGGCAUUAAAAAAAGCAACCAGUCUGUAUGGAAAUCUGUAUUUAAAUACACACUUAAAUAUGAUUAUAUAAAAAAAUACAUAUUUAAAUACAUAUUUUAUCUCAAUGUACACACUGUUGAACACAUUUUAUAAUAAAAUAUGUAUUUUAAAACAUG